Molecule: messenger RNA, 3665 nt
Organism: Aphanomyces invadans
Lineage: Eukaryota; Oomycota; Saprolegniomycetes; Saprolegniales; Verrucalvaceae
Exons: 4
Coding region: 99-3665 (1188 amino acids)
Biological process (GO): transmembrane transport
Cellular component (GO): membrane
Molecular function (GO): ATP binding; ABC-type transporter activity; ATP hydrolysis activity
Source: RefSeq, a predicted model, not a curated record
CUUGCUUACGUUUUGGCUCAAAACGUGGCACGUGCGGUAAACAUGGUGGUCGCGACCGCGAGCGGCCCACAUUUCGAUACGCUGCCGCGGCCGUCAAGAUGGCACCUGAAUCGCAAGGGGAUACGUACAUAUCAGUCAAAUCACCAAAGGAAGAUGAGUCUCCCCUUGUCGAACCCAACGACGACUCGACACCCACCCACACCAAUAUGGUGGGUUUCCGCGAACUGUUCCAGUACGCCGACGCGACCGACAUCGUGCUCAUGUGCGUCGGCACAUUUGGUGCCAUCAUCAUGGGCGUGAGUCAGCCGAUUCAAAUCGUCUUUUUCGGCGACAUCAUAAACGUGUUCAACCCGGCGGGUGGCGGCAACUUUGACAAGGACGAGUUCAACGACAGCAUCAACAAGGUCGUGUACCAGUUCGUGGUGCUUGCGACCGUGAUGCUCAUCGUCGGGUUCGGUCAAAUCGCGUGCUGGUCGAUCUCGGCGUCGCGCCAAGCCAAGCGAAUGCGCCACGCAUACGCGUGUGCCAUCUUGCGUCAAGAGAUCGGAUGGUUCGACGUGAACGAGCCGAUGCAGCUCGCUACGCGGGUCGUCGAUACGACACUGCUCGUGCAGGAAGGAAUGGGUCGUAAAAUCGGCGACGGCAUCAACUUCAUGUCCAUGGGACUUGCGUCGCUCAUUUUGGCGUUUUACUACGGCUGGGAACUGUCGCUUGUCCUGUUUGCCUUCACCCCGCUGUUGGGGAUUUCAGCAUUCUGCACGUCCAAAGCCAUCACCAACGCCGUGCAAGGCGGUGUUGCGUCGUACGCGGAAGCCGGCGGGAUUGCCGAGGAAAGCCUGAGCAACAUCAAGACUGUGCACAUGUUCAACGCAAUGCGGCUGAUGGCAGACAAGUAUGUGGUGGCACUCGGACACACCGAGGCGUCGGGCGUCCGAAAAGGACUCGCAGUCGGAUUUGGCACCGGCAUGAUGUACUGCAUUGCCAUGUGCACGUACGCGGUUGGAAUGUACUACGGCGCGGUGCGGGUGACCAACGAUCAGCUGGGAGAGAACAAAUGUGCCCCGGGGUCAGCAGGAUGUUACGACGGCGGUCGUGUCGUCACUAUUUUCUUCUGCAUCGUGAUGGGGUCCAUGGCGCUGGGCCAAGCCGCGCCCAGCAUGCAAGCCCUCAUGACCGCUCGAUCGGCAGCGUACGAUAUCUUCGAGCUCAUCAACCGCGAGUCCAAGAUCGACGCGUCGUCGGCAAACGGCGACACUUUUGAGAAUGUCCAAGGGCGCAUUACGCUGGAAUCGGUCCGAUUUGCAUACCCCUCCCGUCCAGGUGUUGAAGUGGCCGCCGGAUAUUCUCUGGACAUUCCAGCAGGCCAGAAAAUUGCGUUGGUGGGGUCCAGCGGCAGUGGCAAGAGCACCAUCGUGUCGCUCGUGGAGCGCUUCUACGACCCGUUGAGCGGCCGAGUCACGCUCGACGGCCACGACUUGAAGGCGCUCAACGUCAAGUGGUUGCGAGACCAAAUUGGCCUCGUCGGUCAAGAACCGUGUUUGUUUUCCGACACGAUUGCCGCCAACAUCCGCCAUGGCAAACCCAGCGCGACGAUCGAAGAAAUUCAUGAAGCUGCCAAGCAAGCCAAUGCGUACGACUUUAUCAUGGGAUUUCCGCUGGGGUUUGACACCCUAGUGGGCGACCGCGGCGCGCAGUUGUCUGGUGGUCAAAAGCAGCGCAUUGCCAUCGCCCGUGCCAUCAUCAAGAACCCCGUCGUGCUGCUCUUGGACGAGGCCACGAGUGCGUUGGACACGGAGAGCGAGGCAGUCGUGCAAGCGUCUCUCGAUGAGCUCUUGGCGUCUCGUCAGCGCACGACGAUCAUCAUCGCCCAUCGGUUGUCGACGAUUCGUGAUGCGGACCGCAUUGUCGUCCUGGGUCAAGGCAAGGUAUUGGAAGAUGGCAACCACGAAUCGCUUCUCCAACUUGAGAACGGACACUACAGGGCUCUCGUCGGUGCGCAAGUGCGACACGGCGACACCAUCGAAACGAUCCUCGAGCAUAGCCAUUCCAUUGACUUGACGAAGGAGGCGGCGAUGGUGUCAUCGUUGCCUCUGGCACGGAGAAAAAUGGACGAUGGCACGUCCGAAAACACCAACCAUGGCGACCGAGUCGAUUUGGACCAUCUUCGAAUGGAGGCGCCAAACGUGCCCGUGUCACGUGUGUGGGGACUGAGUGCGCCCGACGCGUGGCAUGUCGUGAUUGGAAGCGGCGGUGCUCUCUUCCAUGGCGCCAUGUACCCGAUGUGGGGUGUACUCUUGACCAAGUGCACAGUCGUGUUCUUCCAACUAGACUCGACUGUUGAUGUAAUGCGUGCGGAAGCGUUGAAGUGGUAUAUGGGGUUUGUCAUUAUGGGUGUGGUCGUUUUGGUGGCCGUGACGGCGCAGAACCACCAAUUUGCUAUUGUGUGCGAACGUCUGACGGGGCGGAUUCGCGGCAUGUGCUUUCAGUCGAUGCUCCAUCAAGACAUGGCGUGGUUUGACGAUCCCAGGCACACGGCCGGCGCGCUGACGACGCGGCUGGCGACCGACUCGGCUGCUGUCCGGGUCAUGACGGCGGAAACAUUGAAUGCGAUUCUGCUCAACGUGGCGACGCUCGGGGUUGCGUUUGGCAUUUCGUUUUACAACUCGUGGCGCAUGACGGUGGCGUUUCUCGGUGCGCUGCCGUUUAUGGCUGCGUCGCAGAUGCUCCAGAUGCAAAUGAUGACAGCUCAAACCAACAAGAGUGUGAACGAAGGCGACAUCAAGGCCGGCGCGCGGCUCAGCGAGGCCAUCAACGCAAUCCGAACUGUGGCGUCGUUCAACUUGGAAGGCGCGACAACCUUGGCAUACUUGGACAGUUUGCUCGCAAGUGCGUCCGCCGACACCAAAGUCGGCGUUGUCGCUGGCAUCGCGUACUCGGUAGCUCAGUCGACGAUGAUCUAUGCCAUGUCGGCCAUAUUUUACUACGGCGGGUGGCUCAUGCUGCGAGGUCUCGUGAACUUUCAGAGUAUGUUCAUGGUGCUCAACCCGAUUCUCUUUUGCUCGUUUGGAGUGGGCAUAGCUGCUCAAGGCAUGGGCGAUGUUGGCAAGGCCAAGAAAGCCGUCAACAGCAUCUUUGCCAUCAUCGACCGCCAGCCUCCCAUCGACUGCGCGUCCAACCAAGGUCUGCAACUCGAACAUGUCCAUGGGGAUUUGGAACUCCGGGGUCUGGAAUUCUCAUACCCGAGCCGCCCAGAUAGCAAGAUCUACUCCAACUACAACCUCAAGAUCAAGAGCGGACAAACCGUCGCGUUGGUCGGCGGCAGCGGCAGUGGCAAGAGCACAGCCAUCAACCUCAUCGAACGCUUCUACGACCCCACGGCCGGUUCAGUGUUUCUCGACGGCCACGACCUCAAGUCGCUCAACGUGCAGUCGCUGCGCCAACACAUCUCGAUUGUGAGUCAGGAGCCGAUCAAGAUAUUUUUUGGAAAUGAACGUAGCAUCGCGUGUUCGGGUAUACGCCGUGGUCGAACUACCCCAUCGCUCCAGACACUGAACCGAUACGUCAUGGCCCGCAAUGGUCAACGGACUAUUCAAAGCUAUGCAGUGCGAACGGGGUACGACUUGAGGAAAGCGACGCCCACGGGCCAUCUGUACAUGUCGACAUGA